UCAAAUGAAUUUUAAAAAAAUGACCUAAAUAUGUAGCGCAAGGUAUUCGGAACAAUGUGAAUUAUUUGAACAAACAAUGUGUCAGAGCGAACACGGACGCAGCUAUGACGCAGAACGGAGACAAACUUCACGACUAAAUUAAUACCGUUAUCGAACAAACUUCUGAACUAAACUAUUAUAAUCGGACAUUGGAGUACACUUCGCACGACUUGCGGCCGUAUAUUAUUAUGUUAAUCAUUUCCAUACUAAUUGUAAACGGAGAGUUCUUUUAUCGUGCCCACUUCUUGAAGAUAAGAUAAAAAUGUCAUUUGUGUCUCUUCGUUGCAACUAUAGAGCCGUUUUUUAGUUAUCGUUUUUUCUCGUUAUUUUAACAUUUUUGUGGUGUAAAAAGUGGAAAUGAAAAGUGAUGAGGUGUUUGUAUGCAGUUUUUUUGAGAAAUGUUAGAUUCACGUACGGUUGCAGUGAUGCAUAACGCUAGGCCUCUCGAUGUUGCUGAAACAGGUGAACGUCACAGAAAUCGGUCAUCAUCGUGGACGUCAAGGCGAUGGCAAAAUGGUCUUUUCAGACAAGAACCAAGAUAUUCACUGCAAUGUCAGACUGAUGAGAACAGCUUCCUGCUUCGUCUGAAGAUAAUAGGAGCUAAUUCAUUGGCGAAAAAGGAUAUAUUUGGUGCUAGCGAUCCAUAUGUCCGCGUCGAGCUGCAGAAGGUGGACGGUGACGUCACGAUUGAAACAUUCCUUACUAAGACGAAGAAAAAGACAUUAAAUCCAGUAUGGAAUCAGGAGUUUAUAUUUCGGGUGAAACCUCAAGAGCACAAGCUGCUGAUACAAGUGUUCGACGAGAACCGUCUGACGAGGGACGAUUUCCUGGGCAUGGUGGAGGUGCCCCUGGGGUCCGUGCCGGCCGAGUCGGCGGCCAGCACUCGGCCCAAUGUCGUUAAGUACCCGUUGCGACCGCGCAGGUCCGUUGCAAGAUCGAGAGUGCGUGGCUACAUCGAGGUGUACCACGCUCUGGUCGGCAGAGUAGGUGAUCCCGCCACGGACGAGGCCGCCAACCGCACCGCCGACGACUGGGAGAUGGUGGAGCCUAUCAACCAAGUCGGAACCGUGCAACCGGUCCACGACACGAGUGCGGGCGGGGCCGGCGCUGACGAUGAUUGGGAGCUGGUCGACGCGAGUCAACUCCUUAACAUUACGAUAGGAGGCGACGCUUUGCCGCCGGGCUGGGAAGAGAGACAGGACGCUAAUGGCAGAACGUAUUACGUGAAUCACAUUGAGAGGACCACGCAAUGGGAAAGACCAACUUUCACUCGCCACAUGAGCGUGGAGUCCCAGGCCGAGAGGAUAGAGAACGCCGCCACCGAAUUCCAGAGGCGGUUUCACAUCUCGGCAGACGAGGAGCGAGCCUCCAGCCCGGCGCCUGCGCCCCAGCAGGGGGAUGUAAACAGUACGAACUCGGAAGUGACGUCAGCCGAAGAAACCCCGUUCGCCACGCCCGAUAGGUCGCCGGAAUUGAGGAGAAACGAAAACGAACCAGAGCCAAGGAUAGCGACUAGCAUUAGUGUAACCGACUGUGAUAAUAUUGAUAGUAGUUUAAGCAAUAAUGAUACAAGAGAAGACGACGACGUUGUCUGCGCUAAUGAGAUUAGCAGGGACGAAGCUGUCAAUGAGACGGUCAAUACGGAAGCCGAUGAGACAGAAAGAGACGGAAACAACACAAACGCUCAAGACGACGCAGACGAUAACGAUCAGGCUAGUCAAGACACCGUCGACAAUGGAAACGUUCUACAGCAAACCGAGAACAAUGGAAACGAUCUUAACGAUGAAACAACGAACGAAGCGCGCAUAGAACAACCAGUUAUUGAAGACACGUUGACGUUCGACGAGAAUCACUUUAGUACGCCGACAGGCGGGGUCUCUCCGGAGAGGUCGCCGCGGACACGACGCCGGAGGACCACGACCAGCUCGAUGGAGGACUCGGAGGACGAGACCGAUGGCUCCACCGAAAGCACGAGGAGUAGCGCCAGCAGCAGCCAGAGUCAGAACUUGCCCAGCAGUGAAGGCUUACCUCCUGGUUGGAGUAUGCAGAGAGCGCCCAACGGCAGGAUAUUCUUCAUAGACCACAACAAGAAGACCACCACGUGGAUAGAUCCCAGAACCGGUUGCGCGUCCAGCCUGCCCAGCGCGGAGGCGGGCGGUGCGGGGGGUGCGGGGGAUGGGGACGAGCUCGGCGCCCUGCCCGAGGGCUGGGAGGAGCGCGUCCACACCGACGGCAGGAUAUUCUUCAUCGACCACAAUACGCGUACCACACAAUGGGAGGACCCUCGCCUCUCCAACCCUCAAAUCGCUGGACCGGCCGUGCCUUACUCGAGAGAUUACAAACGGAAAUACGAAUACCUUAAGAGUCAACUUCGUAAGCCUAACAACGUGCCAAACAAGUUCGAGAUAAAAGUGCGUCGGAACUCGAUAUUGGAAGACUCGUACCGCAUCAUCAGUUCGGUCAGCCGCCUGGACCUGCUCAAGACUAAGCUGUGGGUCGAGUUUGAAUCUGAAGUGGGGCUAGAUUAUGGCGGCCUCGCCCGCGAGUGGUUCUUCCUGCUGUCGAAGGAGAUGUUCAACCCGUACUACGGCCUGUUCGAGUACUCCGCCAUGGACAACUACACGCUGCAGAUCAACCCGAACAGCGGUGUGUGCAACGAGGAGCACCUCAACUACUUCAAGUUCAUCGGCCGCGUGGCGGGCAUGGCCGUGUACCACGGGAAGCUCCUGGACGCGUUCUUCAUUCGACCGUUCUACAAGAUGAUGCUGGGUAAAGCCAUCGAUCUACACGACAUGGAGUCCGUGGACUUGGAAUACUACAACUCUCUGAUGUGGAUCAAGGAGAACGACCCGUCGGAGCUGUACCUGACGUUCGCUGUGGACGAGGAGCAGUUCGGCAAAACCGUGCAGAGGGAGCUGAAGCCGGGCGGCUCCAACAUACCCAUUGACAACGACAACAAGCUGGAGUACAUCAAGCUAGUGAUAGAAUGGCGGUUCGUUAGUCGAGUCGUGGAGCAGAUGGUCGCCUUCCUGGACGGGUUCGGGGCGCUGGUGCCUCUGCCCCUGCUGAAGAUCUUCGACGAGCACGAGCUGGAGCUGCUGCUGUGCGGGAUCCAGCACAUCGACGUCCGAGACUGGCGCGCCAACACGCUGUACAAGGGAGACUACCACGCCAACCACCUCGUCGUGCAGUGGUUCUGGAGGGUGGUGCUGUCGUUCUCCAACGAGAUGCGGUCCCGGCUGCUGCAGUUCGUGACGGGCACGUCGCGGGUGCCCAUGAACGGCUUCAAGGAGCUGUACGGCUCCAACGGGCCCCAGCUCUUCACCAUCGAGAAGUGGGGCUCGCCCGAGAACUACCCGCGCGCGCACACCUGUUUCAACCGUAUCGAUCUACCGCCAUACGAGAGCUACCAGCAGCUCAGGGAGAAGCUGAUCAAGGCCAUCGAGGGCUCGCAAGGGUUCGCCGGAGUCGACUGAACGACGUCGCCAAACCGAGACCCUGAUCAACUAACAAAAGACAAGAACUGAAGGGCAUGACUGAGGCUGUGUUCAGGGUACAAGCGAGACGAACCCGGGCCAAGGAUUGUGCUACAAAUAUUAAUUAUUUUUAUUUACACCGUCUGGUGUUCUUUCAAAAAAUUAAUUAAUUACCUUUGUUUCGAUUCAACGCAAAAUAUAAUAUUUUAUUUGUUCUCAUAACACUUGUGUACUUAAGUGUACUUAAGUGCAAACUUCAAGGCGUAUCUACAUUUAGAAGACAUUUCGAUCUCGGGGCGUGCGCGGGACAUUCGUGACGGAACACAUAAUUCACUUGUAGAACUAACGUUUUAGUAGAUGCAUCAGCGCUCGCGCGGGGACAUUGACCCCACUCUUUUUAUGACGUCACCCUCAAAAUAAAACAUCUGUUUGUAUUGCAUUUAAUGUCAUUGCGUGAGCACUAUGAUCGACCUUUGUUCAAGAGGCGGUAAAAAUAAUAAGCUAAAAUCUGAUUAAGUGUUCUUAAAAACCUUUCGCAUGUCCACUUCAAGUCUAUAGUAUAGUACGCUUCAUAAUUAAUAUUUAUCAAUAACAAAAUUUAGUAACUGUAUAAAAAGAUAUGGGUUCGCAUUUCUAUAUUGCGACGAAUUUUGCGCGCUUCUUACACGCGUGCACUCUAUCGUGUAGCAAUAAGACUUAAAUUUAAAUAUAACAAGAUUCUGUUAUGUUGGCCAUAAUCAGAAAUUGAGGGGACGAAUUAAGUAAGGAGUUUAGUCGUCAACGAAUUUCUGUGAGCAAUAGUAACUCCGGCGCUAGUUUUUGCUAUAAAAAAGUUUUUUUUUAAUUUACGUUCCAUAGAGUUUUUAAUGCCCUCCCAUACUUUACAAAUAGUAUCUAAAUUUAUAUAAAAAUAAUAAUUAUUAUUAUUAUUUAAAAUGCAUGGUGCAUUUUAAACAAUUAUAUACAUUAAUUCCCUUGCAGUAUCGAAAUGUAACGCAUAGUUGAAUUGUUCAGAAGGAAUUUUCAUUAUUUUUAUUU
This is a messenger RNA of Bombyx mandarina (wild silkworm), 4553 nucleotides long. It is a transcript of the gene Nedd4, whose product is annotated as E3 ubiquitin-protein ligase Nedd4. Gene Ontology annotation, cellular component: cytoplasm. NCBI's taxonomy places the organism in Eukaryota, Metazoa, Arthropoda, Insecta, Lepidoptera, Bombycidae. The record is from RefSeq and is a predicted model, not a curated record. Gene Ontology annotation, biological process: protein ubiquitination; ubiquitin-dependent protein catabolic process; regulation of dendrite morphogenesis. Gene Ontology annotation, molecular function: ubiquitin protein ligase activity; sodium channel inhibitor activity; protein binding.